CAAAAAAUUAGGUGAAUAAUCUCAGAAAUGGGAGACCAGAUGCGCUUUGCCAUCAGUGCCCGGAUUAUUGGGGUGAUGCAUAAAGAGGCAUCAAAAAUCAAGAUGUUUAUGACCUCCAUAGUGUGGUCUGAUGAGAGUGAAGUCAUUGUCUACAGAUCAUUCCUGGAUUUUAAGGAGUUUCACAGGCAAUUGAAGAAGAGGUUUCCCCUAGAGAAUCCUUUCCGCAAGAGAGACAGAGUGAUUCCCAAAUUCAGAGCCAUAACUAUGAGGAGAAAGAUCCAGGAGAAGGGUCCUAGUUGGUCGAUGCGUCGGAUGAAUUUACUGGAAAACUACUGCAGCGAGCUCCUCAGGUGUGAACCCGCGGUGAGCCGCAGUUCAGAGGUCACCCAGUUCUUCAUGCCCAAAGACCACGACCUGCAGGCAGACUUCACCAAAAACAGCAUCAUGAUCCUGCCAUCGGAGGAUGGGGUGGGGGACAUGAGCGGGCAGCGUCUGAGCCUGGGCAAUGUGACACACCCCUUUGUGAGCCAGUCUUACCGUUGUGUGGGGCCCUACAACACCAAGGAUACUAAGAACAGGCCCUUUAAAGUGGCCUUGGAUGAGAGGCUGGAUGUGCUCAUCAAAGACCCAGCAGGCUGGUGGCUGGUGGAGAACGAGGAUAAACAGUUGGCCUGGUUCCCUGCUCCCUACCUGGAGAUGUGUGAGGCAGAGGAGGAUGAAGAUGGAUUGGAUGGUGGAACUCUCUACUGCGCUGUGAGGAGUUACUCCACUAAGAUGCAUGACGAGGUGCCUGUUCCUAUUGGCUCUGUGGUUGAGGUGCUGAGGAAAUCAGACGACGGAUGGUGGCUCAUCAGGUAUAAUGGCAGAGUGGGCUACGCUCCCUCCAUGUACCUGCAGCCUUACAACAACCCACGUGCUGGCCUCCACACCCUGCAGAGGAAGCUGCACAGCUCCUCUCUCAAUCUGGCAACCCACAUGAACAGCUCUACUCUCAAUCUGGCAUUCAGCAGAGACAGCCAAUCUCGCAACUGUUACCCACCCACCCUGUAUGAGGAGACAGGGCUGCAGCAGCACAUGUCAACCCAGCCCAGGGAUGAACGGUACCGGACCUCCCGUCUCCAGAAGACCUGCUCUCUGGAGCUCCUGUCUGAGACUCGUCCCGACAUGGCCGUCCCUCCAUCCCAAAGAGAGAGAGAAGACCUGGAGUCAAAUCCGGAUCCAGCAAACCGUAAGAGCAGCAUCAGCUGUGCCGAGUCCUCUGACUCUGACUUCAGUUCGUCAGGCCGGAAUGUUAGGGCGUCUUCUUCCAGCUGCAGUGAGGAGGAGCCCCAGAGCCCCCCAAACAGCCCCAGGUCCUCACCCCAGCCAGGGGAGAGCGAAAGUGGCAGCAGCAUCCCAGAUAAGAGCCUCUCCUCCAGCCCCAGCUCCAGGUCUGAGACUGGAUCCUGUAAGAUGCCCACCGCUGCCCCCAGGGUGCCCCCGCGACCCAGAGCCCAGGAGAUCCUGACCCGGUGUACCACCAUGACACGCAAGGCUGCCCUGGCCUCCAGGGGGAGGCUGUUCUCCCUGCAGGACACUGUCCAGACCCACUAGAA
This is a messenger RNA of Coregonus clupeaformis (lake whitefish), 1595 nucleotides long. It is a transcript of the gene noxo1b, whose product is annotated as NADPH oxidase organizer 1b. The transcript has 8 exons. The record is from RefSeq and is a predicted model, not a curated record. Gene Ontology annotation, molecular function: protein binding; phosphatidylinositol binding; superoxide-generating NADPH oxidase activator activity. Bases 28 to 1593 code for a protein of 521 amino acids. Gene Ontology annotation, biological process: superoxide anion generation. Lineage: Eukaryota; Metazoa; Chordata; Actinopteri; Salmoniformes; Salmonidae.